AUGGCGAAGACAGGGGCGACCAAACAAUUCAGGAUCUGGAAGAAGUCGAGCGAUUUGAAUGCCUACAUUAGCAUCCCGGCCAGUUCUUUCCAGUUUACCCUGGUACUCUGGGCUUCCCUGGAGCAUACCAAACUUUUUGGUCGCGUGGAUCUUUUCCGGUUCCCCGACAAAUCGACUCCGAUUGGACCACUCGGUGACAGCGGGGGACCCGAAUCCGGCAAGAAGCGUGGGGUUCCUAUCGGCGUCCCCAAUAGGUAA
Molecule: messenger RNA, 258 nt
Organism: Penicillium macrosclerotiorum
Lineage: Eukaryota; Fungi; Ascomycota; Eurotiomycetes; Eurotiales; Aspergillaceae
Exons: 3
Coding region: 1-258 (85 amino acids)
Source: RefSeq, a predicted model, not a curated record